ACAGGUGUGCGAUGCGACUGUCCCACUGACAGCUGGACUAUUCUUCGGAGUUAAUGUUUAGUUUGCAUUGUUUAUCAUUAGUGAUGUGGUGAUAUCUUGAAAUUUAGUACGUAUUCUGCAAAAAGGCUGGGGCAAGUUUUCAAUAUGGGGUUUUGAAUUACUGUAUAACAAGAACUUAUUAGAUAACAACAGUUGGUUAUGUUUUGAUUUAUCCAUACCGUACAUAAAAUAUUCUAUUCAUUUUAAUCUGUUUAAAUUAAAGGUUAAAUUGUCCUACCUGUAAAAUAAAACUAGACUUACAAUGUCUUGCCAAAUGAGUGCUUUUGGAUCUAUUGUUGAUUUAGAAGGUGUAAAGAAAUGUUUGUAUUUGGGGCAUUUAACAAGUGGAAAUCUUUCUUUAAAAAAUUCUCAGUCUCAAGAAAAAAAGACUGUAAACAAUGAAGAUGCAUGGGGCUGGUCGAUUGAGGAUGCUGAGAAACCCGUGGUAGUGUCGCACCCGAAUUGGUUGGAUGAGUGUGGGUUUUCUCUGUCCCCUACAGGAGAGCUGAUGGCACUCACCUACCGCCAGAACCUCGUUAUAUUAAUGUCCAAAUGGGACAGCAGUGAAGAGUCAAGCUCAAAAACCAAAUACCACAUGGUGUGGCAUGGUGACCCCUGUCAGGAACACAAUGAGCUGAUCACCUGCGUGUGUGCGCUGCCCCUGGCUGCUCCACAGACCCACAGAUCCUCACACUCUGUCCCAGAUUGGACCUGUAUUGCCCUCGGAUUCUCCAGUGGUGCCCUUCGGUUCUAUACUGAGAAAGGGGACCUGCUCUUCUCAGAAGUGCUGGAGGAGGGACCGGUAGUGAGUAUCAAGUGUCAGACCGUCAGUCCUUCACGUUACAGUGGUCAUCCAGAGCUAACGGAGGAGUUGCAUGUCACUUACCGCACUGUCGUCUGCUCAGUCUACGGGUUCGUGCUCGGCAACACACUGCGGGCCUGCAGGAACCAGCUGGCUCGAGUACAAGCCAACUGUAGUGACACCAUAGUAGCUCCACCUCUGUCACUGCACAAGUGGAGUCUCCCUGACCAGGACAACAUGUUGGACUGUGCAGUUGGGCUGCCUCAGUGUCCCUCUGCUUUUUCACACCUCCACAUCGCCUCUGUGUGUGGAGGGUUUGGGACCUGGUACCGCCCCUCUCCACCCCAGAGCUCUCUGGUGGUGGCAGCCGGAAACAAACCCUUUGUCGGCUUCCAUUACAUUGUAGAGGGUAGUAAUGCUCCCGUCCUCACAGAUGUUGUCAAGGCCGUUGGAACCAAGCUCAAAUCUGCACUGAACCAAGCUGUUCCAAGUUGGUUCCUUGGAGGACGUAAACCAAAUCCACCACCUGAAAAAGAAAAAGUUAUCAUCGAACCAGCGGAACCCAUGUCUUGCAGGUUCGGACUGUGUGACCUGUGGCGUCAGGGGACCUCGGUAACCAUGUCACCUCACCGCAACCUCUGUGUGGUCUCGGACUCGCUUGGCAGAGUUACGCUCAUCGACAACUCCACAGGGCUGGCUCUCAGGAUGUGGAAAGGUUAUCGGGAUGCACAGUGCGGCUGGUUGACAGCAGAGGAGGAACAGAGCAAAGGGCGCAAGAGGUUGGCCCUGUUCCUGGUCAUCUAUGCUCCCAAGAAGGGCAUUGUGGAGGUGUGGGCGAUGCAACAGGGUCCUAGAAUUGCUACCUUUACUGCCUCCAAGAACGGCAGAUUGUUCUACAUCGGCCACGGACUAUUAGGAGUCUCCAGUGUGGGUAACAGGAACCCCAAUCGAAGCGCAACUCCGUGUGUCUUUGUGGACGAAUGUGGUGUUCUGACUGAAAUUUCGAUACCAUUCCAUUGUGCAUUAAGUGACAAGAACAGCAAGCGUGCUCGUGAUAUUCACUUGGUGCGAAAGCUACGACAGCUUCUGAAGACUGGUGAUGGAGAACAGACAGCUGACAGUGUAACUACUCUGUGUCGAGAGCUACAGACCCACACAGUGCGAGCUCAGGCUCUGGAUCUGCUGACCUCCAGUCGCAGGGUGGCAGCCAACACUCUGCUGGAGGUGGUUGAGGGGUUUCUGCACACGUUGGAAUGUGUUGAUGACGAGAAUGUGGACACUGGAAAGAAAUCUCUCAUGCAACGAUGUGUAAAACUACAAAAACUAUUAAUUUUCUUCAUGUUUUGUUCUGGUCUUCAGCAGAAACCUCCUGAUUACGAUACUGUAAUGACAGCUGAUUCCAAUUCUGAUUUGGAUAACUUGAGUGAACUGCUGAGACUGAGCAAAGACGAAACCCUGCGGUUGGUGCAGCCUCCAGAGGACGGAAUGGAGAGGGUGCGCGUCAAGUUCCAGGAAGGGCUGGAGGGGCUACCAAGUUACUUGGCCGGUUUUCAGACCAAUGCAACAUCUGAUGACACCAUACACCUAGUGGACACGUCAGUCAACCAGAACCUUACACAUAUCAGUGAAGUGGUGUGUGGAGGAGUCCAAGGAAAUGUUGCAGACUGGACAAACGCUGCCGCUGAGAGUGGGAUAGACAGCCUAGCCCUGCUGCGGCUCUCCCUGAUCUCCUGGCUCUCUCGGCGCUCUCUCCCCUCUCUCGCUGACACUCUCACAUUCAGUCAGCUCGUAACUUCUGUCUGUAACAUUGCCGGAAACAGAGUGCAGGAGCCUGCGUGGUGGGGAGAGGUGAGGUCUAUGCUCAGAGAUAGUGUCAGCCCUCAUCUGGCCGUCGUAGCCGCGGCGGUCUGCAAGGCAGUGGCCCUCACAUUGGAGGAAACUGCAAUGAUGACUGCGAGUGCUGGCACAGACGACAGCGAAACAAAAUCCAGCGACUGGGAGAAGGUCACGCAGGAGUCUUGUACCUGGAGCCUGCUCAUCAGUCAACUCGAGGAUGUGGCCCUAAUCAGCUCUGUACUCAGGCACAAGCCAGUCUGCUCAAAAACACCAACUCUGUACUGCCUUCCAUAUGACCCACCUGAGCUGUCGCUUCAGAAUGUUUGCUCAAAAGGAAGAGGCUGUGUGUCGGAGUUGGUUGCACGAUGGGUAGCGAGCGGCGGUCUAGAACCAACACUUCUGUUGGAGACAUCACGCGUGUCCUCGUGCAGUCCGGAGAGUGAGCGUAGUGGCAGCGCUGGAGUGGGUGUGGUGGAGGGACAGACUCUCUCGGCUGAGUGCGGGGAGGAAGCAAGACCCACCAGUGAUGACCAGGUGCGGACCCUGGACAGACUGAGUGUACUGAGGAGGCAGUUCCCCUACAGCCUAGCGGACAGUGUCCUGCUAGCGAACAUUACCUGGGAGUAUAUCCUGGUGUGGAGCAAGCAAGUGGACCAGUUACAGACACUCCAGGCUGCUAUCACCUGCUUGCGAGUUAUACCCAGUCCUCAUCUCAAGCAUGGAGUCUGCUCAUUGAUGUGGACGAUGCACCUGAGGGCCCGGUUCGAGUCUACCAUACGCCUCAUAAACAAGGUGGGCAAGGUCCCCAAGGAGCGACUCUGCCGGCAAGACAUUGGCCUUUCUGAGCUCCAGAUCGCAGACUUCUUCAGCAUUUGCUCUGACUUCCUUGACAUUUUUAUGGAGAGCAGGGUACUGAGUGAGGAGUCACCCAAGGAGCCAGUACGCCACGAGGGACUGUGGGAGAGUAGUGCUGUGCCACCACUUCAACAGCUUGCUCUAGAGCAGACACCAUCCAACUAUGAUCUGCUACUCCUGCUGUCUCAGCAUCCACACAGCUCUUGGUAUAUUGUUGUUUACUUCUCUAGAGCAGGGGUACUGAGUGAGGAGUCACCCAAGGAGCCAGUACGCCACGAGGGACUGUGGGAGAGUAGUGCUGUGCCACCACUUCAACAGCUUGCUCUAGAGCAGACACCAUCCAACUAUGAUCUGCUACUCCUGCUGUCUCAGUGUGCCAGAGCUCUUCACCUCUUGGCUGUCUUCUCUCUAAGGACCACUCGCCCCCUCACUGUCUUUUUUGACUCAAUUGGACAGAGUGCACUGUUUGCUGAUGUGAGUGCUCACACCCAGCUUCCCAGUCACGUGGUGGACACAGCACUCACAGAGGCCAGAACUCAGUUCUUACUGCGGGCCGUCAGCGCCGCCACAGCCACAAUCACUCACCACGAUGGGGAGUACAAUAUGGCAGCUGCAAUUGAAUGGAUGAAGCAGUGUCUGCUACUAGCAGCUGACUGGUCGAUAUCGGCUGAUCCUCUCCGUCGACAGCAAUGCUACGAGUUGUACGCUCGUGGUUAUGACAGACUGGCAGAGGAGGUGCUUGUGUCGGUGAACAACACGUCAGCGUUAGGCUGUCAACUACUGACAGUGGCAGGACUGAGGUUGAGACUGUCCAUGUCAGAGUCUAACAUACAGCUGAAGGAGCAGAUAGCCCACAUGAGCCCUGCUCUCUCCACCUGGAUAUCCAACCUGAAUGAAGCACCAGUGGAGCCGGCUCAGCUGACUGACACCUUAGAGCUGGUUGUAGUGGUAUCAAGUCUCCUAGAAGAGAACAGUGAUAACAGAAGGUUGGCAACACUGCUGCUGGAUGCCUUAGCACACAUUGUUAACAGAGGUGGACAGAAUGAGAGAUGAGUCAGAGCUAUCCUGGAACUCCCUCUUCAUCAUUUUAAAAUUGGUGUUUUCACAAUCCUUAUCAAGAAAAGAUUACAUCAAGCUCUUUUUGGUGGAGCAUUAUUGCAGUUAUUUAUUUAGGAAAUUAUAACCUCAGUUCUUUGAUUGGUUUUCAUUACUGCACAUCUACAGGUUUGCAUCGGCUAAAAACAUCAACUAGGUAUAAUAUAUAUUGUGUGAUUAAUGCUCCUUUAUUUGUAAGUUAUAAAAUGUUUUACGGUUUUAAUGUUAGCUGUUUUGUGCAAUAGCAUGUGUGUUUCUUUGUCACUUUGAUAUUAUAUUUACAAUAUUUCCUACUUAUAUAUGGCUGUUGGGAUUCAUUGAAGCUAAUAAAUGUUCACUGUUCACAUUCAAUUCAGGAUAACGUAGCAUGUUUUAUCAGGACUUGAAAAAGUUUUUGUAAUUAUUACAUUUAUUAGAAAACUACACAAAAUAGUUAUCUUGGAGGAAUUGUUUUUAUUAAAGUCAGUAAUAUGAAAUAAAGAAGCUAAUCUUUGUGAAAUGGACAAGUUCAAAGUAAUGUCCCAAUAAAGUAAUAUUGUAAUGGACAAAUUUGUGUUAUAUGUAAAUUAUACUUUUUAAUUGUGUUUUUAAUUUGGUGAUAAAUUUUAAAUGAAAAUAGUUAUUAUUACAAUCUCUUAUUUUGUAAAUGUUCCAAAUUAUUGUAAUAAUUGAACAAAUUUUUGUUGCUCAUGCAUUAAAAAUACAAUAUUUUCAGUGAAAAUUUAUAAAAUUGCAUCUUGCCUUUAAGAGUUGGAAAACAUAUUAAAUAUAAAUAUAUAGUGACCUGAUAAUUCCCCUGACUUAUCUCCGCUUGACUGCUUUCUUUGAGAAUACCUCAGAGGUAAAGGUUAUCAAACUUGGUCUAAAUAUCUUAUCCAAACCACACUUAGUGUAGCACAAGAAACUCAAGAUAGUCGGCAUGCCCAAAAAAGCAGUAGCCAACUUUUAGAACUGCUUAGCAUGUUGUCAGAUAGCCAUAAGAAAACUUUUGAAAAACUAUAUUUGGACAAAGUGAGCAUUGUCUUGAGGCUAGGUUUUUCUUUGUCAAUUCAACUUUACUAUAUUUAAGACAUUUUGUAAAAUUUUGAACAACAAUUCCUUCCAGCUGGAUUCACCUUUUGGAGUCAGGUUUGUGGCAUUGUUUUCAGUACAACUAGAAGUUCAAAAUUAUAUACAACUCAAUAUAGAAGAUCAUGAAAGAUUUUCUUCUAACUCGUGUAAACAAAGGUGAUAUCUAAUCACAAACAAGAAAAAGAAAUUUCUAUAAUCACGUAUCUGUACUGGAUUAAAAAAAAAUUAUUUUUCUUAUUUUUAGUGUUUUGAAAAUAGUGUUAGUGAAGCCUACUAUUGUUUAGGAAAUAGGCAAAAUGUUCUCUUGUGUCUAUUUGUCCAUAAGAUAUCAAGUUUGAAUUGAGCUAAAGACUUAAUUUUCCAUGAAACUUCAAUUCCACAAAACCAA
Messenger RNA from Homalodisca vitripennis (glassy-winged sharpshooter), 6086 nucleotides. Its product is annotated as rab3 GTPase-activating protein non-catalytic subunit-like. Gene Ontology annotation, biological process: regulation of GTPase activity. NCBI's taxonomy places the organism in Eukaryota, Metazoa, Arthropoda, Insecta, Hemiptera, Cicadellidae. The record is from RefSeq and is a predicted model, not a curated record. Bases 302 to 4585 code for a protein of 1427 amino acids. The transcript is spliced from 28 exons.